UGGAAACACUGACCCAAAAGUCUCCAUUAUCAUCAAUUCCAGGAGGCCACAGUUUAUGGAUGGCCAGUAAAAUGGACCUACUCUUUUAACGUCUUCCCUUCAAAAUUCCACACGCCCUCGGUCUCAUUUUCACACGCUAUGAUCUUAUGUAUGAUUCUGCUUCCCCUGUUUCCUUUGUUUCUCUGAAAUGGAUCUUGAUCCUGAUCCUGCUCGUAUAAAAAUAGGACUUCUACCAAACAACUUGAAUGCCUUUUGUGCAGCAGAUUGUGAUUCUCAUAAUAUUGAUGGCAAGUGUAACGGUGCUUGCUUCCAAAUCUGUCCUAAUAUAUGUAAAACCUUUGGUCUUAAUGGAAUUCCAUUUCCUCUUUUCCCCAGAUCACAACCACCUCCACAACCACCAGUAACUCUAAAUCUGCCAACUCCAGUCGAUGAAGCGCAAAAGCAUCUAAUCGCAACUGCUAUGAUAAUCAUGGGUUGUUUGAUUGGUGGUAUAUUUAUUGUUUGCAUCUUGUGCGCAAUUUUAAGAGCUCGCUCCUCUAGGCAGAGACGUUCAAGAAGCUCACGAAGUGGUCCACCUCUAUUUUUUGGCACCCAAGCGGACUUUCUUGAUGAAGACCAAGGACCAGAAAUCAACCACCCUACAUGGUUCAUCAGAACUGUCGGUCUUCAGCAAUCUGUUAUUGAUUCCAUUUCAGUCUUUAAGUAUAAAAAAGAUGAAGGGCUGAUAGAAGGUACAGAAUGCUCUGUUUGCUUGAAUGAGUUUCAAGAAGAUGAGAGUCUUAGGCUUUUGCCAAAGUGUAGUCAUGCUUUUCACAUUCCUUGUAUUGACGCUUGGUUAAGGUCACACAAGAAUUGCCCUUUAUGUCGUGCCCCUAUAGUAUGCGACAAGUUUGAGGUUCAGAUUGAUUUAUCAGUGCCUAAUUCAAGUGAUCUGAAUUCAAGGGGAGAAACCCAGAUAGAGAGUUCUGAGAAUAACAGUGGAUUGUUAAGCAAUCAGCUAGGAGAAGAUGGAACUAGUGAAGUGAGAAAUGGAGAUGAUAUGAAUUAUGCUUUACCAACUGAAGAUGAAGCAAAUUCAGGAAACUCAAAGAUGGGUCUGAAUCUCUCUGUUUUGAGGAAUCAUUCUCGGGUAAAAAGUGAUUUGGUUGACCGUUUACGGACAGUAGAGACAGAAAUGCAACCUAUGGGAUGGUCUGUGUCAACGGAUUCCUCUGCUGAUGUAGCAAUUUACAAUGAUGAGGCUAAUGUUUUUCCUGGUAAACAUGAAGAGAACUUGGAUGUUCAAAUAUUGGAACUGAAGUAUUCUAAAUUGAAAAAUGUUUCAAAGCGUGGAAGUAGUGGGAAUUUAAGCUUUGGGAAACUGGCGAAAAGUUCUUCAAUAGGGCAUGCAUUGCAAAAGGGACCUAUUUCAAUGAAAAGGUCCUUUUCAUCUAGUGGGAAGUCGUCAUCAUGCAGACAUAGCAGAAGCCAGGAUUCUAUCCUUCCGUUGUGAGCAUAAAGCUUUCUUUCCUUUGCAGUGAUGCCUCAUGCUUCAGGUUAGUUAACUGUAGAAUCAAGAAGUACAAACAUUCUCAAGGAUGAGCCAUUGAGCCUAUAUAUAAAUAUAUACUUAUUUUGCACCCCUAUAUAUAAAUAUAUACUUGUUUUGCACCAAGUACAUAAAAAAGUAAUGAGAUAAACGAUAGGAGUCUAGCUCAAAAAACAAACCUUUCAAGCUGGGAAGGAUGAUUUCGUAAUAAAUUUAGAGCUUUUCAAGCAUACGAAGAUACAUGCUAGCUUUAAGCAAUUGUGGCUCUUGUCGCUGCACCUGGAAUCGGCUUUAAUUAUUGCUAUUAACACUAGCCAUUCGGGUGAAAGAUGCUUAUAAAUUAUAAAAAGGAAAUUAUAGUUCAGAAA
Messenger RNA from Hevea brasiliensis (rubber tree), 1896 nucleotides. RefSeq names its product E3 ubiquitin-protein ligase RING1. Bases 188 to 1492 code for a protein of 434 amino acids. Gene Ontology annotation, molecular function: transferase activity. The transcript has a single exon. Lineage: Eukaryota; Viridiplantae; Streptophyta; Magnoliopsida; Malpighiales; Euphorbiaceae. The record is from RefSeq and is a predicted model, not a curated record. Gene Ontology annotation, biological process: protein ubiquitination.